Molecule: messenger RNA, 8929 nt
Organism: Acanthaster planci (crown-of-thorns starfish)
Lineage: Eukaryota; Metazoa; Echinodermata; Asteroidea; Valvatida; Acanthasteridae
Product: YY1-associated factor 2-like
Biological process (GO): positive regulation of DNA-templated transcription
Cellular component (GO): nucleus
Molecular function (GO): DNA binding; transcription coregulator activity
Source: RefSeq, a predicted model, not a curated record
CGGCCCUAUUUAAGGGGCGGGAACGAAAUUCUGAUAUACCAGGGGCGCUUUUUGCCCAUUUGGCGCGACAGAUAUGUACGAAAGCCUUGCAGGACGUGUUAAUAGAAUAAAUAAAUUUCCUUCCUUUCGUUUUUGUGGUUAAAAUCAUUCUAUUUAAAAUAGAUUUCAUUGUAUUCAAAUUAUUAUUUUUGUACAAUCAGAAACCCAAACUGAGCAAACGCGGAGAUAAAUAGGCGUCCGGAUCCAAUUUAUUUCUAUCACUUGCUUCGUCGAAUCGAGGCCCUCGUACUAGCUCAGACACUCUCUGCAGGUCUCCGAGCUCCAUGUAGGCGUCGAAAAUUUGCGUGGCCAUAUCAUGGACCAAAAACGCAGUCCUAGCGGAUUGGACCGAGGCUGUGCAAGUGGACUGUCGUCUCCUUGAGAAGUCAGUGGAAGCAUUUUGCAAGAAUCCUACAAGUCUGGACUUACAACGUGAUCUCAGGAACCUUUUUGCCGGAAGAUCGUGUCCUUGCCGGUUGGUGAAAACUAUGUUCUGUCCAUUCAGAGGGAUCAAUAUUCAAUAGCCAGUUCUCAACAGUGGCUGCUUCUCUGAUAAAAAUGGGACGUCGUCCUCAGACAGGGCAAAGUGUCAACAAGACAAAGUUUGAACUAUUUCAAAUGAGUAGGAAGAAUGAUUGCAUCAAGAAACACAAGGAGUCAGAUAUGUCACAAAACACAGUCAAGACGUUAACUCCAGUCUACCUGAGAUCUGUCAGUAAUGAGGAUGAUGCGGUUAGGGUCUCUGAAUCUGAAGGAAGGAGAACAUUGAUGCACCUACGACCACACAAAAGGUACACACCUGUCGUUGGUUUGUCUAGGAGAGGGCUAAUGACUAGUAGGGGCCAUGCUGACAGACUUCAGAACGAGGAGGAUUCAUCACUUGUGCAGAGGGAACGUCUUUCAAAAUCAGCUGCAGUCGUAUCUUCAGAAAAGCAAGAAGAAUCACCUGUGGAGAGAAUUGUAGAAGAUGAAACACUGUCCCUGAGGAGUAAGACUGCAUCGGUUUCAGCAAGCAGUGAAAGGAGUCACCAUCUAGAAAGAAGCAGACAGCAACAAGGGAAGCAGCUUGAAGCCACACCUGUACUCCACAGGACUUGGCAGCCACCAAGUUAUAGCAGGCUCUUGCAAGCAAUGAGCAAGAAGUCAUCCGCAUUACACUGGAAUAAUGUGAUGUCUUUGCGGCCAGACAGAAAGUACACUUCAGCAUUUGCAAGACAAAGAAGAGAAACCCAGAGUGAGAAGAAAACAGGUUGUAAACUUUGUAAAGCUGAAAAAGGACACGAAUCCUCUUUUCCACUGUUAAAAUCAUUAUUAAAACUCCCUGUUAUUGAACCUACAAAGGAAAAAGUAUCUACAUCUGUUUGCACUGACAGAGAUGAUCAUGUCCAUGCAAAUACUGCCGAAACGAGCAGCACACAUAAGCAAAAGAGUUGUGCUCAGUUGAAAACAGGAAAGAAGAGAUUGCCCAAAGACAGGUUGGCUCAGCAUGGUGGAUCCAGUCACGAUUCGCAGUCAUCUCAAUGUUUGGAUGAAGGGACUCCUCAGUGCAAGGACAUGACUUCCCCAGAAUCAAGGAUCACACCAACGCCUAGUAACAAAAGCCAAAGACCAAACUCUGAAUGCAGAAAUACGGACCCACAGUGUGCAAUAGGGUUAACAUAUAACACCAAACCAGCAUCUCAUGCAAUAGAGCAGGCAUCGCCGUGGAGUGUUUCACAAAGUUUAAGAACAAAGAGAAGUUCUUUGACAUCUAUCCAGUUUCACGGGAGAUCUUCUCCAAGUCAGGAAAUAUCAUCAGUUGGCAAAGAUUUGCAGAGGAUGGACGAGAGUGCAAGCCAGGAUUCAGAAUCUGAAAAUGAACAUUUAUUUGCUUCUUCUGGCCUAUUAGAGAAACCUGACAAAACUUUUGAAAAUAAAACAGCAGAGAGUGAGAGUAUCAGUGAGUCAGAUGAAUCAUUAGGCUUACCAAAAGUCCAUGUUGACUUGAAGGGACAGCGUACCCACCAGAAAUUAAAUGUCAUUGAGGUGCCCACUCAAAGUGAAGUCACUGGUACUAGCCCUGUGGUUGUCAAUUUUGACCCAAAGAGUCUACUGACCGUUCGACCGCAUACCGGAUACCAAUCGAUGGCUGGUAAAACGAAGCUAUGCCCAUCUGAACGUAAACAUUGGCUGUUGAUCCAAAAGGGAUGCCACACCAUCUGCCAGUUGGAAGAUUAUGCCCCAAAGAUGCUGAUGGUGCUUCGUCCUUACACUGGAUAUCGGAGCGUAGUUGGUAAGCAGCAGGUGCACGAUAUCAAGUCAAAACACUGGCUCUUAGCGCAAGUGAACAGAGACCCCAAUGAUCAAGUAGUGGAGGCCAAUCCUGAGCUGUCCUGCGAGGCAGAAGAGUGUUCCUGUGACUCGCCUAAACUUGGUACCAGACUCGAUCGUCUUGUUGGAAAUAUUCUGGAUGGAACACAGCUGUCCCAAGAGUUUGUUAACCCACCUGUUAAUCUGUCCCAUGUGCCGCUCGUAAAAGCAACGGAAUCCAGUGAUCAUUUAGCUGAUGAGUCUCCCCAGAUUGCACAAGAACCUGAUCUCAAACAGCCCUCAGAACAUCAACUGGUACCCACACUUGAAGAGAAAUCCAAGUGUGAUGGUUCAGAUAGUCUCCACUAUGGUAUAUGGAAAUGGACUGAGAAAAAGUCGGCGCAAAAAUGCAGAAAAUCAGCCAGGGGUCAUCCUUGUCUUGUCAGCAGUUCUACUCAUAGAGAGACAAAAAUAGAUCAGGCUUCACAAUCAGUGCCUCAAUUGCAUGUAACAGAUGGAGCUGAACCCACUCUCAAGCCAGAAAGAAUUGUGGAAUUCUCACAGGAUAAGUGUACAAUACAGGAGGAAGCCAUUACAAACCAUACUUCAAAAUUGACAGAGCCUUGGCUCAGUGUAACACAAGCAAAUGGAACUCAAUCAGAGUUCAGUCAACCUAGUGAAAAUACAAGUGGUCAAUCAUGCAUGGCCCAAAAUGUUUCCAGUGGACAGUUGAAAGAGAAUCAUGAGUUGAAUUAUUCUGAAAGUGAUGUGCUAGGAAAUGCAAUUAAUGAGACUUGUCGGCCAAAAGAAACAGAUGUAGAUUCUACCCCAGCAGUGACUCAAGUCCAGAACAAUGUCCCAUCGUCCUCAGAUGUCUUUCAGGAAGUCGUUAGCAUCAGUGGACCAACUGUUGCAGAUUGUGAAGGCACUUGUGAAGGCCAAGUCCAGGGUACUGUCAUAGAAGAGAGACAGGAGAAAUACUCUGAAGCUGAACGCAAGCGGUCGAGGCAUCGGAGCAAAAAUCUCAAACAGAGAUGGUCCCCACGGAUAUUCAAACGACCUAAGAGACUUUUCAAACCCACUGAAAAGUUUUUAAUGCAUCAACUCAGGAAAGCAUCAAAGUCUAGAGGGAAGUCUGCAGAUGUCUUCCUGAAGCUAGUGAAAGCUGACCUGGCUAGAAAACUGAUUGAAAAGUCACCGAAGGUAGAAUUGAGAAAGAAAGCCAAAUCAGGAAAGAGACAACAUGUACAUGUAGGACAAGCAGGAAAAUUCCUUACACCUGAACAGUUACCAGGAGGUGAUCUUAAAGAACCAUAUGCAUGUAAAGGAAACAAACUUCACCCUUUGCAGAAAAUGGUGAAAUGUGAAUGUCUGCUAGUCCCUCCCACAAAACCUAAAGAUCUCCGGCAGACGCAGCAUGGAAAGGCAAGUGAAUCAAAGGAACUUGAGGAAGAGGAGGUGCUUCAGCCCAGUUUGCAAAAAGGUCCAGAGAGAAUGGCUAAAAGGGAACUCAAGAAAGUAGCUGAGCUCAGUAGUUCUGUGCCUGAAGAGACCCACCAGAGAACAGAACCUAGUAAUUUGACAGGGACAGUGCACAAACAUAUUAAAUCAAGGCACAGUUCUCCUCUGAUCAGAAAGACUUUGAGAGCCAAACAGGAGCAAGCAACCAAGAAUCAUGCAUUAAAAACAUCAAAACCUCAACCAGAUUUAGCAAAAUUGGGAGAAAAGGAGAAAGCAGAAGAGCACACUUCAUCGCCGUUCUGUAACGUCAAGAGUGGAGCCUAUGAUCAGCCUCAUGAGAGUCAUGUUUCGAGGAUAAGUCUGAGUGAAACUCGGCAAAAAGAAAAAGAUACCAGCCUUCUACACGCUGUGCCCGCUGUACAGGAAAUUGCCUCCUUUUCCGUAGAUGCCAUGGAGCUUGGCGAGGAAGUCUUCACUACCAGCAUUCAAUCCAGAAGUCAAGUUCUCACUAAUUAUACCCGUAAGACACUCAUGAUGAUGCGACCAUAUCCAGCUUAUCGAUCUGUCGCAGGCAAAUCACAGUCGCCCUGUAAAUUCAUGGGACACUGGUUGUUAAGCCAAGUCAAGGGGCGCGGCAAAGUGAAGAGAAACGAGGAACCGGAAGAUACAUGUACCUUGGAAACCUCAGAGAAUGAUGAACUCAAGCCAUUAGAGUAUCAGGGGAAACACGGUAAAAAGAGAUGGUCCCUACAAAAGGCUGAACGACCAAAGAGGCUUUUGAAACCCACUGAAAAGUCACUGAUGCAUCAACUUACUAAAGCUGCUAAGUCUAGCAGGCAGUCAACAAAGCUUCCUCUUGAAUUUGACACCACAGCACAGGCUGGUAAUUUGGAACCUAAGGUGUCUUCAAGUUCUGCUCUAUCUGUUCAGACAAGUCAGGUGCAACAGCAUGGCUGUAAGUCUGUUUUUGUACAACCUCAAGAACAAGUUACCUCUCUGCAGCCUGAUCUACCCACCACCAACCUCAAAGAUUUGGUCAUUUCUUCAGUGAAAUCUGAAGACCCAGCUAUAUUGCAAAGAUACCUAGAAGAAAUUCCUCCUGUGUCCCAACCACAGUGUCCCUCCACCAAAGGAUUGAGUAGCCGUUUCCAUUUCAGUAAAGUCGAUGGGGACACUCAUAAGCAAGCAAUUCUUGCAAAGCAAAACAGACUUCAUAAAGUUUGUCUGGAUUUACAGGUGCGUUGCUUGUCUCAUGCAAAAGUUUGUGAAGCUAAGUCACCAUCUUUGAUCCCUGACUCAGAGGUGUCAAUAUCUGAAGAAAGCCUGACUGGUGAGAAAGAUUCCAUGCAUAGCCAUGCAGAAGUUUCAUCUGGCUCUGAGUCACAAGUGGCAAAUGAAAUGGGAACAGACGAGACAUCGUAUGGCACAGAUGCUGCGACCAGCUUGCAUUGUGUAUCUCCAACAAAAUCUGAACCCAAUUCCAAAUCUGUUGAAGAAAGCAGCGUGACUUCAGAUGGAAUUCUAUGUCCAGGUUUAAUAGAAAAAGAUGAAAACGGUUCACCUGAACAACAGGAGCUUGAGGAUAAAUGUUUGUGUCGUUCCUCAACAGAAAAAGAUGCAAAUGUCAAGUCUGAUGUUGAAGAAUGCAACAAAUUUGUAGAUAUCCCAGAACAGCUUUUCUCUGCUUCAGACAAGAACAACACGGCUGCAACAGAUGAGUGUAAGAUCACUAAAGGACAACAAGUGAAACCCCACCCAAAAACCAAAAUGAGGCUCAGAAAAAAAGACAAGCACUUUCUGUUCUCCAGGCUGGGGUUUAAGAAGAACAAACGAAGAGCCUUUCACCUGGUGAACAAUGACAAGCACAGUAGAGGGCAAAACUCUCUGAAAUUGCAAACUGGUGUCGAAAAUAAAUGCCCACACAAGCGAAGGCGACGUCAGCAAAGAGCUAAUGUUUUCACGCCUUCCAAUUUAUUGCCAACAGCAGCGUCACAGAAACUCUCAUCAGCCUUGGACUCGAUCCCUGUACCCACCCCACCCACCAGAGGUAGACCAAAGAAGCGUAAGCUUCAUGUAAGUUUGGAUGAAAACUUUACUCCCGGAGAUAGCAUCUCGUCACCUCCACGUACAGGAAGAAAGAAAGAGUUGUAUCUAACACCGCAGCCAACUGCCAAUAACCCCUCAUCUUUGCAGCGCCCUCACAAGAAGAGUUCUAGAAGAACACGACUUGAGGAGAGCUUAGAUUGUGUCAGCAGUUUUUUACCGAGUCAAUCAGAUCGGAAGCAGUUUGUCUCCAGCAGAGACAACGAAAAUGAUGACCCCGAGCCACCAAUUACAAAUCGGAUCACAGAUGGCCCACCUGUUGCGUUGCUAGCCUCCAGCCCAGAACACCUGCCACCCAGCAAGAGGAUAAAACAGCUCAUCCCUGGCUACACCUGCCCGGACAAAGAAGAGUUCACUCUGGAAGAGUUCUGCAGUCUGGAGACACUUGAGGAGGCAGUAGAAAUGGCUGCUAGGGAGGCAAGGCAUGAGGAACUUAAACCUCAUCAGAGCACAUCCUCUGUGAAAAAGAUGAAAUCUAGUGAUUCCAACUUACAUAAGAACCCCUCUUCAUCAUCUAGCAAGAAGAGUCGUGCAAAACGUAGUUCUCGUUCUCCGGAAGGCUCCUACUGGGACUGCAGUGUUUGCACGUUUCGUAACAAGGCCGAAGCAUUCAAGUGUGCCAUGUGUGAUGUUCGCAAAGGCACCUCCACCAGGAAGCCCAGGCUGAAUGCACAACUGGUUGCCCAGCAACAAGCUCAACAGAACUUGACCCCGUUAACUCAUGUCAAGUCAGUCAAGACAGCAUCGCGAGGAGGUCCAGCACAGAGGAAAGUGGGGACUUCCAAGAAGCCUAGACCACGCUUGAAAAAUAUCGAUCGUAGCACAGCAAUGAGCACCACUGUGGUAGUCAACAAUGUUCCAGUCAUUAUUACAGAGUAUAAGGAGAAAUCACACACGAGAACAACAGCUGAUUCUGACGAAGCACCAGCCGACAGAACUAACGGCAAUGUCAAUGGAUUAUGAAGAGCGCCCUCCUGGUUUUUUUAAAGCGCCCGCCGUUUGAGAGACUAUCCCGCGAUGUGAAUUUUUGGUCGCCCGUGAAAUAUGCUGCAUAUUUUUGUACCACACAUUCAACCGUAGGUCUUAGAAUGGCCAUGCUGUGCUCACUUGUUUUGUCAAAUGAUGGCAUUGGAUAGAGUUCUGUACGAUCCAGGAGAAACCAACCCAGCCUCGUACGGAAGAUUUACCAGUUCAUCUUUUGAAGACGUAACUGUGGCUUGGAAAGAGACUAGCUCCCAAAGUGGGAUUACCCGUUGCAAAAAUGCAAAAUUGUAAUGUCUGAAUGUAUAUAUAAACAUUUUAACUUAACUGCUUCAGGAAAGCUUAGUGGAGAGACGUGUUUGUGAAAAAGCAAGACAUGGUUACUUGUGCAGUGCCAAGACAGUGAUCUGCCUGGGAAAUCCUUUGUGCAUAAAAAUGAGUUUGUCUGAAUGUUACAUCCUUCUCCCAUUAUGAACCAUGUAUUCUAGAAUCUAGUAUUUAACAAGUUAUGCAACAUAAUUUAUCAACACUGACUUUUGAAAGCCUGUCUUAUGGAGACUGAACAUUGACAAAGCAUUGAUUGCUUUAGUCCAGAGAAGCCCUAUCGUAAAAAGUUGUGCUUUGGAAGUUUUUUUUAGUAAUUCACAUAGAUAAAAAGGUUCACGCAUGUACAGACCACUGUUCAAACAUAACUUUGAUGAGUGAAACAAGUCAAGUUCGUUAAAGUGAAAGUUUUAAAAUAGAAAACCAUCUCAUCUGCAUUGAUUUCGUCUGUAGGGCCAAGGGGAAAGACCUGGCAUGAAUGACAAGCUUUAAUUAGAAUUGGCAGUGUUGAAAACAAGAUGGCCACUUUCUUUGUAAAAUGUAUAGUUGGAUAUUGCAGCUUAGGAGGUUACUUCCAGGGGGUUGCUUCCAGAUGUUGCAAUAGUUAGUGGCAUGUUACUCAACAGGUCACAAUAUGGGCACUUGCACACGUUGCACCUUGUAAGGAAGUUGAGGUUCAUUGCUUAAAUCAUAAGUGCAACAUGGUUUGCCUAAUUAGUAAUCUUUAUGUGAUAGCAUACAUUGAUGGUAACUUACAUGUAUUCAACGUUCAUUCACGUCCAUCAGUCUCCACUCAGACAAUUCAGGAAAGACAAAGCUCUAAUAAGAACUGAACAACUAGCAUUGGCAAUCUUUGUACACGACAGACAUUAUAGUUAACGUCCAGUCAUGGUAUAGUGCCAUGACUUCACACACACAGAUUGAUCCAUCUUUGAUCAUCAAGAUGCCACACUACCAGCCAGCAACAGUACCACAGGUUGUGUGACCUUAAUGACAGUAACCAUAAUGCACACAAAUCCUAGUGUCCGGAUCAAGGCACUGAUUGGCUUGCCAUAGAACUCCAUAGUGUCUGUGUACAGAUGCUCUAUUUUUCUUUUCGGCUACGUCCUUUUUAUUUUCAAAGGAAUGUAACUGUACUGAGAAGGGAACCCUACACUUGUGUAAAACUGCACAUUUCACUGAUAAUUACCCUCAGAAAAGAAGGAAUUAUUUUUGUGAUAAUAACUGUAAAUUUAGAGGUAAAAUUUUGAAAUAAUGUAACAAAAAAUAUGAACAUGUGUUUAUGUAGAUUGUUGUUCAUUGAUGAGAUUACUGUAAUUGAAUGACCAAGAGAACUUUUUUACUAGCAUUAAUGGGAUGAUGCCAAUUUGUCUGAAACCUCUUUACAAACAACCCAGUCCUCCAUUUUAUACAGAAUCAUAAAGUAGUAAUGUCCAGGGGCAAAGAGAAGGCGUUUUUCUGGGGGGGGGGGUGUUAGAGUCAGUUUGUCGACUUGUAACUUUUUCGUCAACCUAGUGUCAUGUAAAAUUUAUAAAGUGAUCCUUGGUACGGCCAAAGUAUAUUGUUUAUGUACCAAGUUUGGAUUGAUUUGCUGACUGGAAAUAAUUAUGCUACACCCCCGGUAGUGUCCUGUUUCAUUACAAUGACUUCAUGUGUGAACGUCCUGACAGAAAUGUUCCAUCUACUUGUAUAAGGUUGAUGAUGUUAGAAUAUUGUUCUUACCCCCAUUAAC